UUACUAUUGUUCAAUAUGUUGAUCAGUUUAUUAUAAUUUAUCAGCUGCUAUUGAAAUAAAUUCAUUUAAAUCAUAAUGCAGUGACUGUAUUAUUAAAAAAGAUUUAGAAAAUGGUAAAGAUGGCAUAUUCUGUGAAUACCACCCCAUUGCUAGAUGAAUACGAUUCAGAAAAUGAAGAUGAAAGGCAAAUCAAUCCGGAAGUUGCAGUUAGGGACGACAAGCCACUGUUUAAAGCCUCGGAACCUAAAGAUAAAUACUACAUGUCGUAUUUGAUAUUUUACUUAUUAGGCAUUGUUACUUUGCUACCCUGGAAUUUUUAUGUAACAGCUGAUGAUUACUGGAUGUAUAAAUUUCGAAACACAAGUAUAAAUAGUUCGGUAGUAAAUGCCUCAAUGAAAAGAACACCACUACAAGCUGAAUUUACUUCGUACCUGAGUGUAGCGUCAUCAUUUCCAAAUUUAAUUUUUUUAGUACUGAACACGGCUAUAAGUCAUAGGAUCUCACUAAAUAAACGGGUUAUGGGAUCAUUAUUUUUCAUGUUAUUGCUAAUGUUGUUCACACUGGCUUUUGUAAAUAUUAAUACAGAUAACUGUCAACAGUUAUUUUUCGGAUUGACUUUAACUACUAUUGUGCUGCUUAAUGUUUGCAGUGCGAUAUUUGGAGGAAGCGUCUUCGGAGUCGUGGGAAAAUUCUCUCCAUUCUACAUCACUGCCGUUAUAGGUGGGCAGGCACUAGGUGGCAUAUUCGCCGCCCUCGCUGAAAUCGCUGCCCUAGCGAUUGGAGCAUCGUCAACGCACACUGCCCUAGUGUAUUUCAUCAUAGGAAAUGUUACAAUAGUGAUAGCAAUAAUUUGCUACGUUGUGUUGGAGAAUACGGUGUUCUUCAAAUACCACAUUUCACAUCACCCGGAAAUUAACAAUUUUCAAGGGGAACACGUGCACUUCGAGAUAUGUUACAAGGUCAUUUUGAAGAAAAUGUGGUGUCACGGUCUGUCCGUGUUUCUCACGUUUACUUUUACAUUGUCGGUUUAUCCAGGAGUGACGGUUCUGAUCGAAUCGGAAGGGAAAGGGCAUGGCAAUAAGUGGAACGAUGUAUAUUUUGUUCCGACAAUCGCUUAUCUUUUGUUCAGCGUUGGGGACUACCUAGGACGACUGUUGGCUGGCAGAAUACUUAAACCGAAAAAUAUCAGCAUACUUAUGAUACUGAGCAUAGCGAGGUUCAUUUUCAUCCCGCUCCUGAUGUUGUGCAACGCACAGCCUAGACACUACUGGGGUGUGGUUUUUGACAAGGAUUACCAGUACAUCCUAAUCUUGUUCAUGUGUGCCCUGAGCAAUGGAUAUUUAGCCAAUAUUGUAGCAAUUUAUGUUCCUAAGAUAGUAGAUCACCACGAGAAAGAAAUAGCCUCGUCCAUCAUGACUAUUUUCAUGGGUAUAGGCUUAGCUUUAGGAUCUGCCGUUAGUUUAUUUAUGGUUAGGUUGUUGUAAUUUUUAAUUUAACCAUGAGAACUGCAUUAUUUCAAUAAUCGGUACUUAUUUUUUUGAUGAUUUUAAAAAAUUAUACUUAAUAUUCAAACUUUGUUUUAUAUAUUUGACAUUUUUUUUAUAAUGCAAUUCGGGUCCUAUUUUAUUUACAUCCAGUAGAAUCACGUUUUUGUAGUUUAAGUGAUAUCCAUAUUUCACAACAGUAAAUGUUUAGUGGUAGAUUGGCACACAAGUCUUUAUUUCUUGACUAAAAUAAAAAAAAUAUGCUUGUUAAUUAUGAUUGCAUUAAAUAAGAUCUCAAAUUUCGAAAAUACAUUUUUUAUGUAUGUUUUAUGUUUCUUUAUUAGUUCCCAGGGAUUAUAUAUGGUGUGUUCAGUGAUCAAUUACAAAAUCUAAACAAAAACUUUCUUUAAAAACCCCAUAUAAUUUAUUGUAUAUCAUUCCAAUUUAUUAAGGUGCUCAUAUAUGUUAUGUGUAUAUUUUUUUAUUUGUUUUUUAAGCAAAAAAAGAUAAAUCUUUGUAUAAGGUAUAGUUUUCUCUUUGUUUUAUAGGAAAACUAGUACCCAAAUAAUUGUGAUAUAU
Anoplophora glabripennis (Asian longhorned beetle) is the source of this 2063-nucleotide messenger RNA. Its product is annotated as equilibrative nucleoside transporter 1-like. Gene Ontology annotation, molecular function: nucleoside transmembrane transporter activity. Gene Ontology annotation, biological process: nucleoside transmembrane transport. The record is from RefSeq and is a predicted model, not a curated record. Lineage: Eukaryota; Metazoa; Arthropoda; Insecta; Coleoptera; Cerambycidae. The transcript is spliced from 8 exons. Bases 111 to 1484 code for a protein of 457 amino acids. Gene Ontology annotation, cellular component: plasma membrane.